Anolis carolinensis (green anole) is the source of this 3186-nucleotide messenger RNA. It is a transcript of the gene fbxo43, whose product is annotated as F-box protein 43. NCBI's taxonomy places the organism in Eukaryota, Metazoa, Chordata, Lepidosauria, Squamata, Anolidae. Gene Ontology annotation, cellular component: nucleus. The record is from RefSeq and is a predicted model, not a curated record. The transcript has 7 exons. The coding region runs from base 766 to 2847 and encodes 693 amino acids. Gene Ontology annotation, biological process: regulation of mitotic nuclear division; negative regulation of meiotic nuclear division.
UCUCCUUGGCAGCAAAGGAGGAGAAAAAGGAGGAGGAAGAGGAGGGGAGAAGCCUGAUCAGUUGGGAAAGGCGGGCAGUUCAAAAUGGAGCGAGGGAAACCUUGAGGAGGAGCACGCGAGGAGCCGGUUGAGACAGACAACAGGGAGAAAGAGAAGGAGGAGGACAGGCUGGUGAUGCUUCUUUGCCUCUUUCUUCUCCGAGGCAACGCUCAGAAGGAGUUCAGCGCCGCUCCUUUGACGCCACCCUCUCUCUCAAUUCGAGUCCGUCUCCGCUUUAAAACCCCUUCCAUUGAGCCACCCUUCCUCCUCCUCCUCCUUUUGCUCUUUUAUGGUGACUCUCCUGUUAGUUGUGUCAUGAAGAGUUGCUGCUUUUGGUGUCCCCUCCUCCUGUCAUCCUUGCUCCUGAAGAGAGUAAGAAUGCAUCCAGAAUGUUACUAGGCUCGGUGCUCAUUGGUUUUGUGUGAACCCUUGAUUUGCUUCAAAUUAUUAUACCUGAGAUAUUAAUUAUUUAGAAUGCUACUACUUAGUUAAUACAUUUAGUAGGGUUUUUUUUGGAGUGGGUAUUGGGUUUUUUUGUUUUGUUUUAUUUUCCCUCCUCCAAUAAUAAUAAUGAAGCACUUCAUUUGAAGCAACUGCUGGUUUUCAAACUAAUUUUGCAUUCUAGGUAAUGUCUAUAGAGUUCUGGAAUACCUUUUAAAACUACAAUCUCCUUGUGAAUCCAGCAGGACAGGUACCAGCUUCUGGCAAACAAUAAUUUUCCAUUGGAUGUGUUGGCUCCUGUAUAAGAGCACAUCCAGUUCUAAACACAAGAUGUCAGAAAGUAAUUCAAUCCUCUCUAAUAUUUUUAAAAGAGUCAGACUACCUUCUCCUGGCAACAAUACAAGCUACUUUAGUUUUAAAGAUCCUGGCUCUCCUUCCAUAUUUUAUGACAGUGGCUACAACGAAUCAUUAAAAGACCAAAGCUUUAAUUAUGCAGAAGCAGAACAUAAAAGAGAACAGAACGACAGAGGUCUGCCUGAGUAUUCUAAACAUGCCCACCCUAGUAGUUUAUGUGCUUCAGUGUCAUCUUCCAUUGAAAAUAAACAUAAUACUACCUUAUUAUCAGGAAGGAAGGAAGCCAGUAUACAUACAGACUAUUCUGAAACACCCAGAAUUGCUAAAAAAGAAUUAUCAAUUCGCAGAAGAUUGCUUGUAUCCAAAGCAGCGUCAGCUGGUGCCUUGGGAUGUUCGGAAAGACAACUAUCACCUUCAGGAAACAGCUGUAAAAAGACAUGUUCAUCUCUCUUUCACAGUUUUGAUGAAAGAAUUUCAAAAAGUGCUUUGGAUUCUCCAAGAGACAAAAGCUAUCAGCCAUUGGCUACCAGUACUUUAAAAAGCGAAGACACUAUUUCAGGUUCUCAGAGACUGAGACUUGCAUUUUCUCAACAGAGGACUUCUACAAUAGAUGAUUCAAAGCCCAAAGGCAAUCUUUUGUCAGAACCGAGUUUGUCCCCAAUCCAGCCUCAGUUCUCUGCAGACACACACAGCUGUUUCUUUGACAGUGCCCUUCAAAGUAUUAAUGACAAAAAUACGUGUUCAAAAUUAGUUGGAACUCCUCAGUGUAGGUUGCCUAGAACAAAUGAUGAUAAAUCUAUCACACCCAUCAAUAGUAUUGUAGAAGGAUUUCAUCUUACCAUAGCUGAAAUAACUACACCUCCGGUUACAGAAAUUGGUAACUUGAGCCUAUUAACUCCUGAUAGUAUUAGCUACAAAGCCCUUAGCUGUGAUAAAUCGGAAGAUUCAUCCUCUGAGCAUGAUGGUUCUUUCCAAGAACUUCGGAAAUGCAGUGAACCAUCUAGCACUGUAAAGUCUAAAAGAAAGUUAAGAAAGCUACAGCGAUCAAGAAGACUGUCAACUCUUUCAGAACGUGGUUCACAAUCAGAAAAAGAAGAAAAUGACAGCACUUUUUCAAAUUCAAAAUGCGAUCUAAAAAUAUCUGCUGGAUGUAGCAAUGAAGACAGUGACUUGGUUUUCAGUGCGAAUGACAAUAGAUGCAUGGUUCCAAAUCCUGAAAAUCUCUCAAGGACUCCAGCUUUGCAACUAAUUCACACACUCUUUAUGCAAAACAGAAGUAAAAAAAAGGAAGAAAGUGAUUUGUUGAAUAAUACUGGUGGACUUGACAUUUCACUGUUAAAGUGUGUCGUUGCUCAACUCAUUGGCAAGAAAAUGGGCAUCAAAAAAUUAGAUAUAUUAACAGAAUUGAGAGACAGACAUUUAAAACAUGUUCUUACUAUGAUUUUAGAUAUCCUGACUGUGGAAAGCCUAUGCAGCAUGUGGAAUGUCUGUCAAAAUUGGCGGGAAAUUAUUGUAUUGGAUAAACAAGCAAAUCGGAGGAGGAAGUUCUACAUUAAACAGCUGAGAGCAGCGACUAAGAGAAACAUAGCGAAUGCUGAAGAUGCUGCUACUAGACUAAUGAUGACUAGACUUGCACUACGGCCAGUCCAAGCUCAAGGAAAAUCUCCAGCAUUAAAAACACAGCCUGUUUUAAAUAAAUCUUUGACACCUCAGGGAUGCAGCUCCAUUCUUCAAUCAACUAGUAAACAUGAAGCAUAUGUAAAGGUUGCCCAAACCCUCUUCACUGGUGAAGCUUUAAAGCCCUGCCCAAAGUGUCAGAGUCCUGCCAAAUACGAAUCCUUUAAAAAACGUGGACUCUGUAGCCGAGAAGAUUGUGCAUUUGACUUCUGCAGUUUAUGCUUAUGCGAUUUUCAUGGAUCAAGAGAUUGUAGCACUUCAUCUUGGAAAUGGCAAAAUACAAAAUAUGCCCUGCCAGGAAGUGCCAAAAGUAAAAGAAACUUAAAACGCCUCUAAAUAUUUUGGAGAAAAUAGAUUAAUUUCCUUUCCCCCACCCUUUAUUCUCUAUUUUCUAUAGGUAGCACUUUUAAUAAUUAUGUAUUUUUAAAAGUAUUAUAUAGGAUAGUUUUGAUCAUCAAUCAAGUUGAUAAUUCUCUACAUAUAAAUAUCUUAAACCUUUCAUACAUUCUUGAAAAAAGUGAAAACAUUUUAAGCUGUUUAGUCUUGUCAUAUACACAUAAUGAGUUUUCAAUAAAGUACUUUCAGCAUAGUUUUCAGUAUGUCUUACAAUGCUGUUCGAAACUUUUAAACAUACAGGUAGUGAUCGCAAUGGCAAAUAAAAAAGAGUUCAAUGUU